AUGGAAAUGUUUGCCAAAGUCAAAGGGUCCAAAACACCGGGCAGAGAUGUGGCAGACAUGAUGGAGAGGAUUCGUGAACAGAUAAACGGAAGAUUAAAGGACAGCGAGCGGGCUCGAAAGGAGAGAGACGAAGAAGAAAGGAAGCAUAGCGGAGCCAAGGGAAAGGGGAAAAAGAGGACAAGACAAGAGGACCAGGGCAAAGGAAAUAAGGGAAAGGCGAAAGAACGAAGGAUCUGGGAAGAUGAGGAUGAAGAGGAUUUAAACAAGACACUAAUGGAGGCAGCAGAGGCGGUAGAGGAAGCGGAGGCGUCGAUGAGCGAGCUUGAACAGGUUUUUAGGUGGGAGGAUGAAAGCUCGCAGGAUCUGCCACGUCCAAACAGCAGCUCCACGCCGACACCAGGGGGAGAAGCUACCAAGGAGGCUGGAGGAAAGAGCAGCAAAGGCAGAGAUAAGGAGGAGAGCGCAAUAGGAAACAGAAAGAGGGGCAACACGCUGAUGGCAACGGAGGAAGAGAGACCUGAGCAGGAAACAGGAAAGGCCAAAAUAAGGCAGGUUGAAGUAUUACAGCCGGUAAUCAAGAUCAUGCGGCUAAAAACUGAUGAAAUCAGGGGCAGUGAGAUGGAAGCGGAAGGCAAGGGAGAAGAAGAAACAGGGACGGGGGCGAAGCAGGAGGAGGAGCAAAAGCUCAUAAGAAUGAUUAGGGAAAUGAGGGCCAACUUCGAAAAGGACAAAGAGGCAAAGGGUAAACGGAGCGAGGAGAAACGGGGCGAUGAUAGCGAAACCAGAAAACGGGACGAUGAUAGGGGAACCAGAGAGGGGAAGAAGCAGAAGGAAGGAGGAAUAGGAAGUGAAGGAGGAAAGGGGGAUAAGAAAGGAAGGAAAGGGGGGAACAGAGGAGAAGAGGUGAUACUUAUCAAAUAUCCCAAGGAAGAUAUAGGAUACUGGGGAGCAGUCAAAUGGCUGAAGACGGUGGUCGGCGAGUAUUCAGAAAAUUUUCAGGAGAUAAGGGACACGAGGAAAGGGGACAUUUUGAUAGCGGUUAAAAACGACCCGGACUUGGAUAAGGAAGAACUGCUGAGAGCUUACGGGGAGAGCAGGCUAGGGGAGUUUGUUAGAAACGGGGACAUCAGAUUUAGAUGUAUUAAGGGGCCGGAGGGCACGUGCCACAGGAUUGCCUAUCUAGACUGCACAAGAGAAGCUGCCAAGGAGAUGGUGCAGGAGAAAGAAAUCCGUACCAAAUGGCAGGAGUUAAGGCCCUUCUUUCCAAGGAGGAAGUCUGAUGGCGAGGACAGGAGCAAGAAAAAGGACGGAAAGGGUAACACGGGAGCGAAGAAGGAAGUGAGGAAGGAAGAUAAGGAAGCGACAGAAACAGAGCAGUGGGCCAAACCUGGCACAAGCAAAGAGCCAUGGUAG
This is a messenger RNA of Megachile rotundata (alfalfa leafcutting bee), 1413 nucleotides long. Its product is annotated as cylicin-2-like. Lineage: Eukaryota; Metazoa; Arthropoda; Insecta; Hymenoptera; Megachilidae. The record is from RefSeq and is a predicted model, not a curated record.